This is a messenger RNA of Neopsephotus bourkii (Bourke's parrot), 2489 nucleotides long. It is a transcript of the gene SUN2, whose product is annotated as Sad1 and UNC84 domain containing 2. The transcript has 17 exons. Gene Ontology annotation, cellular component: nuclear envelope; meiotic nuclear membrane microtubule tethering complex. Gene Ontology annotation, biological process: nuclear envelope organization. Lineage: Eukaryota; Metazoa; Chordata; Aves; Psittaciformes; Psittacidae. Gene Ontology annotation, molecular function: protein-membrane adaptor activity. The record is from RefSeq and is a predicted model, not a curated record. Bases 146 to 2335 code for a protein of 729 amino acids.
UGGAACGGGCGGGCGGCUCCAUCCCGGCCCGGCAGUGGCUGCCCGCGGCAGCAGGUGCCCCUCGGCGGGCUUUCAGCACCCACAGCACCUGCCCGGGCACCCCCCGCGAGUGGGCUCCCUGCUACCGGUGCGUCCCCUCCUGCUGAUGCUUCCUUGUCUCCCCUCCCCGCCCCAGUUGAACCGUGAACCCCCCCGUCCCGAGCCGCCGGCAAUGGCCCGCCGCAGCCAGCGCCUCAUCACUACCCGCUAUUACCUCGAGGAUGACGAUGCCACGACCGGCAGCAGCAGCAGCUCCCUGAUGGGAAGGGAACAGCUCCCCUUCAAGGAGGGCGCGGGCAGCAGGACGGUCAGGAGGAAAUCGAGGAGCGCCAAGCGCCUCUCUCCUGCCCCCAGCACCCAAACCUCCUACUACAGCGAGUCCCUGGUGAGCGAGUCCUACCUGGGGGGCAGCCCGGGCCUUGCUGCCCUGGGCAGCUCCAUGUUGGACGAUGCCCUGGACAGCAGCAUGUAUUUGGGUGGCGAGUUCUCUACCAAAAGAGGCAGUGGGGACGGAGAGUCCAGCAAGAUCAGUGGGCUGCUGGAGAGGAAGACGUACGACACCUAUGCCUCUUCGUCUGGGUACUCCUCGGAAGAUGACUAUGCCGGUCACUCCAGCUCAGGCCAGAGUAGCUCUGGGUCGUGGCUGAGGUCUGCAGCCUCCCAGGCGGGCUCCUUCCUCUGGCUGGUGUUCACUGCACCAUUUCGGUUCCUGAGGUGGCUGUUCUCGGGGCUGGCAGCUGCCUGGCACCGCCUCACCGGCACGGCUCCAUACCCGGCCAGUAUCCCCUUCUCCAGGCGUUACUUGUGGCUGAAGAGGCCUCUGAUUCUGCUGCUACUCCUGCUCCUUGCUCCUGCUGCCUACGGAGCUUGGUACUUCUACCCCUAUGGGCUGUCCACACACAGCCUCCCAGCCUUCCCGUGGUGGGGAGCAGGAAAGCUUUCCCCCUCUGAUGUGCCUGAGACAGGAGACCUGACCACGCUGGACCAGGGUCACUACCGGCUCCUGCCUGGCUUCCAGGCCCUGGGGAAGCGCUUGGAGGUGAUAGAGGCUGAGAUGUCACAGUGGGAGCUGCAGCAGGGAGCAGCAGCCGUGGCAGCAGGUGGGAAGCCACCCUCAGAGGGUGUCCUGGCACUGCUGGAGGGGCUGUUGAGCCGCCGGGAUGCAGGGCUGAAGGAGCAUCUCCGCACUGACAUGAGCAGCCAUCUCCAGGGUGAGCUGGAUGCUCUACGAGCUGAGGUGUGGAGGGAUCUGGAUGGACACCUAGGGAAGAUGGCACAAGCCUCUCGGGAGAUGGAGACACAUUUGCUGCAGCUGAACUCGGAAUGGCAGAGCUCAGCACAGGAUAACCUGCAAGGAAGCUUCCAGCGGGAGGUGGGCAAGCUGGAGGAGGAGGUGGCAGUGCUGAGGAGGGAGCUGGCGAGCCUCGUAUCAGACCAGGAGGUGAUGAGGGAGCACAUGGAAGGGAUGCUGGAGCAGCUGAAAGCAGUGAAGGCUGACGUGGAAGCUCAGUUCCCAGCAUGGGCCCGUCAGUUCCUGUCACAGUCCCAGCAGGAUGGCAGUGCUGGGCCUGUCAGCCAGCAGGAGCACUUGCAAGCGGAGCUCCAGGCCCUGGAGCGUAGAAUCCUGGGCAAAGUCUUGGAGGACAGGAGGCUGUCAGCAGGGGAUGCUGGGAUCAGAGUGGCCCUGCAGCAAGGGGGAACCACGGGGGUGACAGAGGAGCAAGUGCAUCUCAUCGUGGACCAGGCCCUGAAGCUCUACAGCGAGGACCGUGUGGGGAUGGCUGACUAUGCCCUGGAGUCAGCAGGGGCCAGUGUCAUCAACACCCGCUGCUCAGAGACCUAUAGGACAUGGACGGCGCUGCUGAGCUUGUUUGGCAUCCCCCUGUGGUACCAGUCGCAGUCCCCCCGUGUUAUCUUGCAGCCAGACGUCAACCCUGGGAACUGCUGGGCGUUUCAUGGGUCCCAGGGCUUUGCCGUCAUCCGUCUCUCCAGCAUCAUCCGCCCCACGGCCGUGACACUGGAGCACAUCCCAAAAGCUCUCUCCCACAAGGGGAACAUCGACAGUGCCCCCAAGGACUUCGCUGUCUAUGGUUUAAAGGAGGAGAGAGAGGAGGAAGGCCUUCUCCUUGGGCAGUUCGAGUACAACCACAAUGGCAAUCCCAUCCAAACGUUUUACUUUGAGGAUGACACCAUUGGCACGUACCAGCUGGUGGAGCUGCGGGUGCUGAGCAAUUGGGGUCACCUCGAAUACACCUGCAUCUACCGCUUCCGUGUGCACGGGGAGCCGGUGCUCUGACCCCAGCGUGGGAUGAGGACGUUGCCGGGCUGACAGCAGGAGGGGUUCGUCUGGGUCACCGCUUCGCACAUAGAAACCUUGGGAUGUGCCAGCAGCUGCUUCCCACACGAGCUGGGGUUUAAGGGGUUAGGCUUUCACUCUUCCAAGAGCUGGG